Messenger RNA from Zingiber officinale, 1699 nucleotides. Its product is annotated as putative pentatricopeptide repeat-containing protein At3g15200. The record is from RefSeq and is a predicted model, not a curated record. The coding region runs from base 538 to 939 and encodes 133 amino acids. Lineage: Eukaryota; Viridiplantae; Streptophyta; Magnoliopsida; Zingiberales; Zingiberaceae. Gene Ontology annotation, molecular function: protein binding. Gene Ontology annotation, biological process: RNA splicing. The transcript is spliced from 2 exons.
CUUAUUUUCUGAUGUUUUAGAACAAUUUUGCAGGAAAUAUUCCUCAUUUAUAUGUUCUUUUGAUUGCCCAAUUCUAGUUUUCCAUGAUUAUAAAUGCUAAUUGUGCUAGGUUGAGUUCUUCUACAAUCUCUAGUUUGUCUUCCUAUUCAAUUUGCAAAACUGUGUUCCUAAUCAAAAUUUAGAAUCUCGGAGCUCAAUUGACCUCACAAAGAUGUACUCAUGUUAUCAUUUUAGAUCAAUUUUCACUUACGAACCACAAUUAGGUUCUUAAGCAUACACAUGCGACUAUUGCGCAGAGCAACAGUCAUUGCAUCAAAGAUUCAUUAAUGAACAAGUAGUCUUGCUUUGGACUAUCUUCGUACUUAAUGAAGAAUAUCUUCUGUAUUGCUUCCAUUUCAUAUCCUGUUAUAUGUUCACAAGAAUUCUUGUGCUCCUCGAGACGAUAUCAUUUGGGUUCAACCAUCAGAAUCUGAGGGUAUAUCUUUGCCCGAGUCUGAUGGUUUGGCAUCGGUUGGUGAUUCAUGUGCUAGUGAUGCUAUGGCAAUUCAGAAGAUACUCAAGUCUCAUGAUAAAAGCUUUGGGUUUUCAUCAGUUCUUGAUGAAUGCAAGAUUCAGUUAACUGAGAACUUAGUUGUGCUUGUUCUUCCGAGGAAUCGCUCGGAUUGGAAGCUUGCACUAUCUUUUUUCAAGUGGGCUGCCACGCAGAAUGACUAUUUGCAUGGACCGAGGGCUUAUAACGAGAUACUUGAUAUUCUUGGUAGGAUGAAACAGGUCAAAUUAAUGCAAGAGAUGUUUGAUGAGAUUCCAAAAGAUAGGCAAGGAUAUGCCAUCAAUGACAAAACCUUUGCGAUCCUUAUGAACAGAUAUGCAGAUAUAAACAUGUCGAGGAGGCAGAAGCUUUAUUUCUUCAGAAACAAGAUCAGUUUCCACCGGUUAUAAAGAGCAGAAAUAUCAUCCUAAAUGGUUGGUGUGUUUUGGGAAGUUGACUUGAUGCAACUGAUUUUGGAACGAUAUAAAAAACCAUAUUUGUACACCUAUAGCAUUUUUAUUAAAUCAUUGACUAACUCUGGAAAACUUGGUUCCGCUGAAUAGUUGUUCACAUCCAUGUAGGAGAAGGGUUGUGAUCCAGAUGUUAUAAUCUGUAAUUGCAUCAUCGAUACAUUGUGCUUUAAGAAAGUUCCUCAAGCACUUGAGAUUUUCUCUGAAAUGAACGACCGAGGUUGCCUUCCUGAUCUAUGGACCUACAAUCCCCUCAUCAAACAUCUUUGUAAGAUCAAUAGGAUGCAGAAAAAUACAGGAGCUUCUGAAUGAGAUGGAAGAAAAAGGGUGCAAUCUGAAAGCUAUAACUUAUUCGUACAUCUUGUAAACUGCCGAAAACCCUGAAGAGGUUACCGCCUUGUUGCAGAGAAUGGAUAGGACUGGCUGCAAACUUGACUCGAAUACUUACAAUUUGCUACUGAAUCUGUAUAUGCAGAGGAAGCUCCAAAAAGGCAGCGGAUCUAUAUGGGCCGAUAUGAAGAGAAAUGGUCUGGAUCAUUGACUACACGACCAAGGGAAGCUGGAAGAGGCCUUGCAGUUUAGAUAUGAGAGCAAAAGGAAUGAUCUUAGAGCCUAGAACAAAACUGUUAAUAAACACAAUUUGAUUACAAAGAGAGAAAAGAGAGAAAAAGAGAGAAAAGAGGAUGAUUAUGUAUAAACU